This is a messenger RNA of Coffea arabica (coffee), 999 nucleotides long. Lineage: Eukaryota; Viridiplantae; Streptophyta; Magnoliopsida; Gentianales; Rubiaceae. The record is from RefSeq and is a predicted model, not a curated record.
AUGGAAGAAGGAUCCAUCGAGCAGCCCAGAAAGGAGGAGUUGAAGUUCCAGCAGUUGAGGACCAAACUCAAACAAGUUAUCAGAAAGAAGAUGAGUAUUCCUGAUCAACCUGUAAAAAGUAAUCAUUCCUUGUGGUUUGACGGUGAUUAUGGUUCUUUCUUUGGACCUUCACAGUCUUCCAUCGCUCCAAGAUUGCUUGAAGACAACGCUUUAUUAGUCCUCUACAAAAAAUCUGAAGUUGCCCUUCUUCAGAAGAAUGAGAGACAAACUGGGGCUUCAGGUUCUAAGCCUCUGGCUGCAUCCACUGAUCAAAAACCAUCAACGAGCAAUAUUCUUGGGGCAAGAGUGCAACCAAAGAUCAUGAAAGAAUCAUCACUUCCUAGUAAUGCUAGGAGCACAAAGGAGGACAGAAAACUUGCAGUUUCUGACAGGCAAAAGCAACACAGUUUGGGGACAGGAAAAUCAACUUCUACCAGUCAGCCUGCUGGCAUGAGUCCUAAAGGGAUCCCAGUUCCAAUGCAAGAUCCCAAAGAGAAGAAUAAGGCAGCAAUUCAGACUAGUGGCAGGCUGGAAAACCAUAAUGGAGCAACGAGUACAAGAUUGAAUCCUGCUGCAGUUUCAAAGCAAGCCUCCAUAAAAAGGGAAGAGUCCCAACAGUUGAAGAAGCAACAAAAGGUGCAAAUAAUCAAGAAUUCAAAACCUGAAGCAAGUUCUCAACUUCGUCAUCUUAAAAGGAAGAAACCUGACGACUUCGUCGAUGCUAGAGCCAUUAGCAUUAUGAUCAGAAAAAUGUAUGGGUAUGAUCCAAGCAAGUACCACGACAAUGAAAAGGAUGAUAAAGCCAUGGAGGCUACUUUUGAAGAUAUUCAGAGGGAGGAAAGAAGAAGUGCCAAAAUUGCAAGGAAACAGGACCAAGAAGAGCUUCGCAAGAUUGUAGCUGAAGAAUCAAAAGCCCGCAUGAUGAAAGAGACUGCCAAGAAACGCAAGCUUAUCCACUGA